GGUGAAUGAAAGGACCUCUAGGCUGCCACUCAACUAUGUAGGUACCUAACAGCUACCUAGGUUAGCAGCUGCUAUUUAUGUGCUACAAAAUGUUGAACCCCUUGCACUGCCAAGGUAUAAUUCCAACUAAGAAAUCCUUCCACGCAGGUCCACGUUGGCCAGCCGCAUCUAAUUCGUCCCUAAUUCCAUGACACCCCGUCUGAUUGGCCCCCUUAAAACUCUUCCUUAGUUUCGAUGAGUUCUCACCCCAUCUACUGCACAUACAUAGUAUAAGAGAGGCUCGGCCUAGGAAAAUUAUGAAGGACCCGUCUUGGGCAGGACUAGACUCUAAAGGAUAGAGCUGAGCAGCAUGGACAAGGUCUAGGCUGACGGCUGGGAAAUGCUGAAAUAGUUAAAAAGCGCGGUGCUUCUCGAUCUUGGGAUUGCGCAGGGUACUUACUAGGUAGUGGAUCGAUACUCUCAAGUAGUUAUAUACAUCCAUCCGUGUUAUUACUUCGGUUUCCCCUUUGGCAGGUCCCAGCUCACAACUGUAUACAUCCAAAUUUGAGUCUAUGAGUCAACAACAUACAAUAACGUGGCCCCAUUGAUCGUCGGCGUGUGGAUUAUUCGAUCUUUUAUGAAUUCUUGGGAAUAAGAGUAUUGCGCAAUACUAAGCUUCGCAGAUCACCUCCUUUUCUCUCGAGAUCUCUCUCCACCAGUCCACUUGUUCGCACGUCCUGGUCCUAUCUCCAAAAUGUCCGAAGACUCAGGUACCACGGUGCAAGUGGCCUACACUCAUCGCAAUGGCGAACCGACUCCGCUUGAAAUCCCCAGUGAUCAGCAGAAGAGCUCGGGGAUUGUCCAAGAGGAUGCGUAUCCUAUGUCACCACAGCGGCAUACGCCAAAUCCAUACAGUCGAAGGAAUACAAGCCUUGACCUGGAUGGCUACUUUACCGGACCUCGCGACCUGUCUAAGCAUUCGAAAUGGCCUCUUUUUAUGCAGUUACACGGCAGCAUCCUGCCAAAGAUGAUCAUUCCGUUACUUGUCGUCGCUGCUUGGGCCACCCUCAUAACGGUUAUUUCGAUGAAGGUCCCCAACGUAAACCUCGGUAUUAGUUCCAUCCUGCUCACAAUUACCGGUUUCGUUGUUGGUCUGGGCCUGUCUUUCCGUAGUUCGACGGCAUACGAGCGAUAUGCAGAGGGUAGAAAGUUCUGGGGUCAGUUGAUUUUCGCCUCCCAGGGACUUGGCCGCGUCUUUUGGCUGCACGCCGUCGAGCGCGAGGGCUCUCGUAAGGAGGAUUUAUUGGGCAAAUUGACUGCUAUGAACCUGCUGGUAGCGUUUGCUGUCUCCUUGAAGCAUAAGCUACGAUUUGAGCCGUACACCUACUAUGACGACAUUGCCGAGUUAGUCGAACAUAUCGACACGUUUGCCCGGUCUGCCACGAAGGAGAACACCGUUAGACCAAAAUCAGGCAUGUUCAAGGCAGUUGGAGAAAACCUCGGAUUGUCGUUCGCGGCAUCUAACCCCCGGAAGAUGAUGAAGAAGAAUCAAUCUCCUCUUGGAAAUCUUCCUCUAGAGGUUCUUUGUUAUCUAACCGCUUAUGUGGAUGAGCUUGCUCUGAAUGGCCAACUCCCCAUUGGAAUGCAGCAGACGGCAGCCUACAAUGGCCUUCAGGCGUUGAACGACGUUUUAGUCAAUACGGAACGUGUUGCCAACACACCUCUUCCUAUUGCCUACGCGAUUGCCAUCUCGCAGAUCACCUGGCUUUACGUGUUCCUCCUCCCCUUCCAACUGCUCCUCGAGCUCGGCUGGAUCACGAUCCCGGCUACCGUAGCUGCAUCUUAUAUCAUCCUAGGGAUCUUCUUCAUCGGACACGAAAUCGAGAACCCCUUCGGUAACGACGUUAACGACCUGCCCCUGGAUUUGUUCUGUCAGCAAAUCGUAGAAGACAUGGAGACCAUUGCAGCGCGACCGAAACCUCGCCUCUCCGAAUGGGUUAACAACCCAAGGAAUAAGGUCCUAUUUCCCCAUAGCGAUUCAAGCUAUAGUGUGUGGGCGCAGCGACCAGAGACAGCGAUUCGCAAUAUACUACGGAACAGGCCCCACGCGUAUUACAAUCAGACGAACGAAAACAGCAGAGACGGAGAACAGAACGUGUAAAAAAAAUAGGGAAAUCUUGGCCGAUCUCUUUUUUCUUUUCUUUUUGGAUAAUGAUAUUCCUAUUUCCAAAUACUAGGUGUAUGGACACAUCUAUCCUUGGGUAUAAUCAUUGGGUUAACAAGGAGGGAGAAAAAAGCACGAGUUACAUACAUACAUGCAUGCCUACAUGCCUACUAGGUACUAGGUUAGCGUAGUAGGAUGUAGGUUGGGGGGGGAGUUAAUUGGUUUAGUUCGGCAGGAGUACACGAAAUCGCCUUCGAUCCUGUCUGCUUACAUAUACAUAGUAGGUUAGGCACUAACAUUGAACCUACAUACUACUACUAUGUAGGUGGUAAGGGUAUAAAAGUUACGGAUGUAUUCGAGUUAUUUGAGUUCAAAUGUUUGUAUUAGGUUAGGUACGGAGUACUAUAUGAGGUUAUCUACUUACUGG
Molecule: messenger RNA, 2570 nt
Organism: Hypoxylon fragiforme
Lineage: Eukaryota; Fungi; Ascomycota; Sordariomycetes; Xylariales; Hypoxylaceae
Product: UPF0187-domain-containing protein
Exons: 4
Coding region: 734-2140 (468 amino acids)
Molecular function (GO): chloride channel activity
Source: RefSeq, a predicted model, not a curated record